Molecule: messenger RNA, 1204 nt
Organism: Salvia splendens (bonfire salvia)
Lineage: Eukaryota; Viridiplantae; Streptophyta; Magnoliopsida; Lamiales; Lamiaceae
Product: Ubiquitin-conjugating enzyme/RWD-like protein
Exons: 1
Coding region: 134-1114 (326 amino acids)
Biological process (GO): protein modification process; endosome to lysosome transport; protein transport
Cellular component (GO): ESCRT I complex
Molecular function (GO): ubiquitin binding
Source: RefSeq, a predicted model, not a curated record
UUUUAAUAAUACACCAUUUCUUGCAUGCCAAUCCCCACUCUCACUAAACAAACACAUCUCUCUUUGACUCUUUCUAUAUAUAGUAUUAAUACAAUUAGUUUGAUGAUAUGAUAUCCAAUCCAUCCCAAAUCACAUGACAAUCUUCUCACCAAACUCAGUCAGAUUCAUCGAAGACGCCCUCUUCUGCUCCGACCCGUUCGCCCUAUCCUACUCCGACCCGGACCAGAAAUGGAUCAUCCGGCAACACCUCCUCUCCCUCCUCCAAGACUUCCCUUCCCUCCGCCCCUCCGUCUCCCUCUUCACCCACAACGACGGCACCGCCGUCACCCUCCUCCUCGCCUCCGGCCACCUCCCCCUCUCCCCGCCCGUGCCCCUCUCCAUCUGGGUCCACGAGCUCUACCCCCACGCCCCGCCCCUCGUCUUCAUCACCGCCCCCAUCCCAGCCCCCCACCCCUUCACCGAUCCCACCUCCGGCGCCACCACCUCCGCCUACACCGCCACCUGGCACUUCUCCAAGUCCAGCCUGGCAGGCCUGGCCCACAACCUCACCAGGCUGUUCUGCCACAACCACCCACUCUGCUUGCCGACCAGCAAAGCAGGUGGGCCUAACAGAUGGGCCCACCCAUCACUGGCCUCCAGGAUGGAGGCCAGUGACAGGCUGACCUGCUCACUCUACUACGAUUCAACAGCGAUCGUGGAUAGAGUGAGGCAGGAGAUAAAGGAGUUGGCGGCGGUUCAGGCGGCGCUGAGGGAGAGGAGCGAGGGUCUGGCGAUGGCGGUGAGGCGGUUGGAGGGGGAGCGGAGGGGGCUGAAGUCGAGGUCGGAUGAGAUGUGUGGAGAAGUUGAUAGAUUGCAGAACUGGCUGAGGGUGAAUGGGGCGGGCAGCGCUGCCGUGGAUGAUGCGUUUGAAGUGGCGGAUGGGUGGUCGGAGACGGCGAUUGAGGUUUUGGCGGCGGAUUUGGCGGUGGAGGAUUUGAUGUAUAAAUUGGAGGGGGUGGUUGAGGCAGGAGUUGUGAGUUUGGAUGUUUAUUUGAAGCAGGUUAGAGUCUUGGCGAGGGAGCAGUUUUGUCAUAGAUUUAAAAUCACCAAGAUUUCAACUACUUUCCAAUUGUAACUCUUACUACAAUAAUUUAAUUUAAAUUUUAUGUGUUUUCUAUACAAAAAAAGAGCAUACACAAUAUAAAUAAAUAUUCUUAUCGUCAAA